AAAUACCUGCGGGAGUGUGCUUCAUAAACCUAGGCCCUCCCCUUAGUCCCCUACCCAUCUUCCAUCGCAGCAGCAGCAGCAGCAGCCAUGGCGAUGGCGGCCGCCCUCCCCCUCCUCCUCGGGCCCCGUCCCAUCUCCGCGAGGCCCACCACGUCUCCUUUCCACUACCACCGCCUCGCUCUUCCUCCCCGACCCGCCACCCUUUCCGCCCCAGCUGGCAGUGGCACCCACCCGCGCAAGUGCGGACGCCUCCAACAGCUCCAUGCCGCCUCCUGCUGCAGCAAUUCCGCCGCCGCUUCCGCAGGCGCCGCAGCGGGAGGCGGUGCCGGCGCAGGCGCAAAAGAUUGGCGGCUCUUGGCAUGGUAUUUGAUGGCUCUUGAUAAGAAUCCGGUGGUAACUAAGGCGAUUACUUCUGCUAUCCUAACUCUAGCCGGGGACCUUAUCUGCCAGCUUGUAAUUGAUCGAGCGCCGAAGCUAGAUUUGAAGAGAACAUUUGUAUUCACAUUCCUGGGACUUGUCCUGGUUGGACCAACGUUACAUGUCUGGUACUUGUAUUUGAGUAAAUUAGUGACUAUCAGCGGAGCAUCAGGUGCAAUAGCUCGCCUUUUACUUGACCAGUUUGUUUUCUCUCCCAUUUUCAUUGGAGUUUUUAUGAGCUUAUUGGUCACAUUGGAGGGAAAUCCAUCUCUUGUAGUGCCAAAGCUUAAGCAGGAAUGGUUAUCAUCAGUAUUGGCAAACUGGCAAUUGUGGAUACCAUUUCAGUUUUUGAAUUUUUACUUCGUCCCGCAAAAGCUUCAGGUUCUUGCUGCCAAUUUUGUAGCCCUCGCAUGGAACGUGAUUUUGUCAUUUAAAGCUCACAAGGAGGUUGUAGUGAAAUAGGUAAUCUCGUCUGGUAGAUACAACAACCCAGGUUUCCAUCUCUUAUGUUAGUUUUGUUGAAGUGAUUGCAUCACUUUCACUCCGUGCCAAUGCAGUUUGCCUGUGUUUAUAACCAAGAAAGGUUCAGGGUUAUUACUUGAACUUUUCCUUUCUGAAAUGGUUUAUGCCUGUAUGGAUGUGGUUAUUAAUCAUUCAUUGGUAUCUCCUUUGAGCAACUUUAGUAAGAACACAGAAUAUGUAUAUUUACAGUAAUGCAUAAGCAUAUUACUCUUUCAUGGUUA
Phragmites australis (common reed) is the source of this 1160-nucleotide messenger RNA. Its product is annotated as protein sym-1-like. The transcript is spliced from 7 exons. The coding region runs from base 88 to 879 and encodes 263 amino acids. The record is from RefSeq and is a predicted model, not a curated record. Gene Ontology annotation, cellular component: membrane; cytoplasm. NCBI's taxonomy places the organism in Eukaryota, Viridiplantae, Streptophyta, Magnoliopsida, Poales, Poaceae.